AUGAAUUCUUCAACACCUAUUCGAUAUCGAAAGUCAACUGAUGGUUCAACAUCAACUAAAAUUUAUGAUCAAAUUAAUACGUCACACACCGAAGAAUAUGUGCUUGGUGAUAUUGCAAAAGAAGCUGAACUUCGUCUUCAACAACAACGUGAACAAAAUCGUGAAGCACGUCAUAUUCGACAUAAAGAAUUAGAAAAGAAUGCUCGAGAUGAAGAUGGUGAAGACUCAUCAACAAUACAUUUUAUUACUUCAUCGGCAUCAACGGGAUCGAACAAAGUAAAAAAUCAAAUGAUAAAUAUGAAUAGUAUAAUAGGAGCAAAUACUCAUUCGUCGUUACUUCAAAAAUUUCUUAAUGGUGAUAUUGAUCUGCGUUCCAUCGAACAACGUGAUUUACGACGUUUAUUGAGUGAACUUGAAUCGAAAUAUAAAUCCUUAAUGAUAAUUAAUUCCAGCAUGUAUAAUGAAAAACAGGCAUUACGCUAUGAAGUUGAUACAUAUAAAGAUCGAUUAGAUGAAUAUUAUGAAACAUUCAAUCACAUUAAAAGACAACUAAAAGAAAAAUGCAAAGACUUUGAUAUACAAAAACGAACAUUGAUCGAUUUAAAAGAGGACCAUAAACAUUUAAAAGAAGUUUUAAUUGAUUGUGAAAAAUUAAUUCAAGAGACAGAAAUGGAAAUUUGCCUAGAUGAAGGCCCAAAAUAUCGAUCUAUUUUAUCGAUGGAGUUUCAUUCUCAAGCAAUAUUUCAAUCAUCUAGUUCUCCUAUUAAUCGACCAAUUGAUGAAAAAGUUAAAAGAAUAUUGAUGGAAAAGCGUGAUCAAGUUGAACAAAUUAAUAAAUUAAAAUUAGAAUUGGAUGAAACAAGAAAUCAAUUAAAAAUAUUAAAACAAAAAAUUCCAAAUUCAAUUGGUUUUCAUGAUGAAAAUAUGAGUAACGUUUAUGAUUGCGAACAACAAAAACAAUUAAUAAGGCAAAUAACUGAUCUAAAUAAUAAACUACAACAAUUAGCAGCUGAUAAUGGAUCAUUACAACAAGAGAAUAUACGUUAUGAAGCUCAACUUACACGAUAUAAACAGCAAUUAGACGAUGCAGAGCGCAUUGAAGAUGAAUUAAAACAAGAACGUAGACGAUUACAACGCGAGCUUCGAAUUGUCAGUGAUAAUUUAGAAAAUGAACGUACACGGAGCGAUGUUUUACAACGAGAGAAUGAACGUUUACGUACAUUACGUAACAAAGAUCUACUCAAUAACAGUAACGAUAAACUUGUUCUAUCAAGAUCACAUUCACCAUUAUUACCAACAAAUUCCAAUGAUAUUCAAUCAAAUUCCCCUAUGGAAGAUCCUACUUAG
Messenger RNA from Rotaria socialis, 1347 nucleotides. NCBI's taxonomy places the organism in Eukaryota, Metazoa, Rotifera, Eurotatoria, Philodinida, Philodinidae. The record is from the annotation of a GenBank genome assembly.